Messenger RNA from Cylindrotheca closterium, 1647 nucleotides. NCBI's taxonomy places the organism in Eukaryota, Bacillariophyta, Bacillariophyceae, Bacillariales, Bacillariaceae. The record is from the annotation of a GenBank genome assembly.
AUGGAAUGGCCAACUGAUCGCACAUCAGGGACUGCAAUGGCAGUAUGGAGACAUGCUGCCGAGGCAGCUCUAGUUGACAUUACUCAAGAUCGAGAGAAAAUUACACCGGCAAUCGAGAACUUCAAGCAGUCCCUCGCAGCCUGUGAGAACUUUCGAACAGAAUACAGAAAUAUCAUCGAAGAAUUCGUCACAAUCAUGGCUUCUGCCUCCAAUGAGCAGGCUUUAGACAUGGCACAAGCUGGUAUCGAUGCGUUGCAUAGCCUGAUGAUUUAUAGGCUCGAUUCACACACCGCAGUUCCGGCGAAAGAUGCUUUUGUUGUAACCUCGUCUUAUGAGAAGCUGAGAACAGUCCAUAUUCAAGGUACCCAGGAGAUUGACAGCAGUGAUUUCCAGCUUCCACUGGUCAAUCCUGCCAAUAUUAAAGAAGAGCUCUAUGGUCAUGGUGCCUGUGCUCAAGUCGAUGCGUGGCAACAAUAUGGUGUGCUAGAGACUUCGGCAAGCGUAUAUGCAAAGACAGCUCUGGUGAGCCGUUCCCUCCCGUCGGUUGCUCAUCGAAAAAAGUUUUGUCUGCUAGGCUGUACCUCGGAACUUGGACCUGCCAGGUCCCUUUUGCUCAUCCCUGGUGCCGAAGUACUUGGCGUUUGCCGUGGUGGUGAGAAAUAUACAUCCCUUCUUCAGUACGUUGAAGCGCGUUCACCGGUCACUACUCGGCUAACGGUCCCCGAGAACGGUGCGGAUAUCUUGACCCAAGGACCAGAGAUUGCACAGUGGAUCCUUGAUCAGACCAAAUCAGAAGAUACCUUGGUACUUAUGCCACUCGCAUAUGCCGAUGGCGAAAUGAAUGUCCGUCUUUGUGUGGCAAUGGAUUUGAUAAUGCAACGUAUCACAAGACAAAGGCGCAAGGCGAUAGUGUACCAAUAUUCCACCCCUACUCAAGUUCUAGUGCUGCCCCCCAUGGCCGCAUCAGCCGCACAAAACAGGCUUGGAAAAAGGCCUACUUGGGAAAAGUUCACUAGUUCUCUGUCUUUAGGCAAUUGGUUGCAACCGUCACUACCAGAAUCAAACAAUGACUAUUGUAUCCUAAAUGGUAUCGCUACCGCACAAGGUCCCAACUAUAUUUUGGCAAAAACACUGCAAAUGUGGCGUUGCAUGAUCGCCUACUAUCGUGAUGACCUAUGUGUUUCUGCUCCAUUCGCUCCAAUCUGUAGAACGCGCUCGGUUGUGGCCUACAAAUCAAUUGCAAUAGUACUCGAAGGCAUGCAUCAUUUUGAACCUAUGCUAGCCUUUGAUGCCUCUGUCGCUUCAAGUUUGAUGUGUGCAAUAAUGAUGUCACAGAUUCAAGUCGUAAAUCGACCUGUUCCAGAUAUGGAUGAGAAUCCUUUCACUUUGUUCUGGGAUGGCUCAGCCCAUGGGGGUGUGUGGACGUGUCCCUAUACUCUGGAAAGUAUCUCUACCGUAAAUUGGAUGCUUGGUAGAACAAUGUACCCAAAAGGGUACAUUCCGGAAGCAGCCUUGGCCAAGGAAAAAACACCUGAAGAAAAGACAAAAAGAACAAUGGCCGCAAUUAAAGCACUAGAGGAGAUGGAACAGAGCCAGUUUGGAAAACCGAUGCCCGAAUGCGUGCGAGAGAGGCUUGAAUUUAUGUAA